CACACAGUGGUUCACUGACAAACCUCCAUGGUUACCGCAGGAAAUCGCCGCCUCACCAACUGAGAUAUGAUCACACAAUUAAAAUAGACCACAGCUGCACGGCUACAAACAUAGAGUCGAGUGAGGAGUGUAAUGGCCUGAGGGGGCUCCCCCCUGUCCCACCUGCCCCUGCCAGGUCCAGUCUGCCUAAACUGUCUGCUCAGUCACUGCGACCCACCACUGCGAUGGGAGACGGACUGGAGGCAGGCAGCAGCCAGAACCCUCCCUCUGUCCCACCACCUCUCCCCUUCAGCCCUCCACCUCCUGCAAUGUGCGGCUCCUCCAGACCCAAACGACAGACCAACCAACUACAGUACUUGAAUAAAGUGGUGCUCAAGACAUUAUGGAAACACCACUUUGCGUGGCCCUUCCAAUCUCCUGUAGAUGCCAUCAAACUUGGUUUGCCUGACUACUAUAAGAUCAUCAAGACGCCCAUGGACAUGGGCACAAUAAAAAAGCGCCUGGAGAGCAACUACUACUGGAACGCCCAGGAGUGUAUCCAUGACUUCAACACAAUGUUCACAAACUGCUACAUAUACAACAAGCCGGGGGAUGACAUUGUCCUAAUGGCGGAGGCCUUAGAAAAGCUCUUUCUUCAGAAGAUCACUGAGAUGCCGCAGGAGGAGAUGGAGAUCGCUGUGGUCAGCAAGGGACGCCGUGGUGCACCACGGGAGAGCGCUCUGAUAAUUCAUUCAGAUUCAGGCCAAGAGUCAUCGUCCCCCCUUCAGGUCCAGCCUAUAUCCCAGCCUCAGCCUCCCCCACGUGUGCCUCCCACACCCACCUCUCACACCCACCUGGGAAACCCAUUCCCCGUAUCAACUCCGGAUGUCCUGGCCCAUGCUUUGACCUCUGUUCCACCUCCAGCCCUGACACACCCAGGCCUCCACCCUGUCCCGAUGCUACAGAGCUCACCUGCCCUCAUAAAGCAAAGGAAAAGCCAGAAGAGGAAAGCAGACACCACCACGCCAACAGCCAACGACCAGCUCAGCGAAUCAUCUCCUGUGUCUGCGGAGGCCCGGCCGCGUCGAGAGAACAAUCGUCCACCGAAGCAGCCCAAAAGGGAUGGAUCGCAGCCGGACUCCCAACAUCACCUUGGUGCUGGUUUGGAGACGGGAGGGCUGGCAACACCGAAACGCCAGGAGCAUUUACGCUUCUGCGCUCGCCUCGUCAGAGAGAUGCUGUCCAAGAAACAUGUGGCAUAUGCCUGGCCUUUUUACAAACCUGUCGACACGAAAGCUCUUGGUCUCCAUGACUACCAUGACAUCAUCAAACAUCCCAUGGAUCUCAGCACCAUCAAGAGAAAGCUGGACAACAAACAGUACAGAGACGCUCAAGAAUUUGCAGCCGACGUCCGGUUGAUGUUCUCCAACUGUUACAAGUACAAUCCUCCAGACCAUGAUGUUGUUGGCAUGGCACGCAAAUUACAGGAUGUGUUUGAAAUGCGUUUUGCUAAAAUGCCUGAUGAGCCAGAGGAGACCACUCCUGUUCCAACCCCGUCAUCGGCCCUCCACCCUGCCCCCUCCACGCGACAAGCCCCGCCUCCUUCCGUUGUCUCGGAAGAAGAAAGCUCCAGCUCCUCCGAAUCUGAGUCUUCGGCGGCAAACUCAGAUCACGAAAGGACACAGCGAUUGGCUGAGUUACAGGAACAGCUUAAAGCUGUCCAUGAGCAGCUGGCAGCACUGUCGCAGCCACAGGCCAGCAAACCCAAGAAAAAGGAGAGGGAGCGGGAGAAGGAGAGGGAGAAGGAGAAGGAGAAGAAGGAGAAAGAGAAGGAAAAGGAGAAGAAGAAAGAUAAGCACAAGAAGAGGCUGGGAGUAGAGGAAACCAUUGAGGCCCCUUCGCCUGCACUUCUACAGACACCUAAGAAGAGCAAGAGUAGCAAGGAGCUAGUCAAUGUGAAGAAGGACAGGAAAAAGCCCAGUAAGAAAGAUGGAGUUAGAAACAGCCGCCCAGCUGUGCCCCCUCAGCCUGGGCCCACCCCUCUCGUCCCUUCAGCCUCUCUGGAAGCAGAGGAUGAAAUGGAUGUCUUUGGGGGCCUGUCCGUGGAAAGAUGCAAGCCAAUGUCAUACGAGGAGAAGCGUCAGCUGAGCCUGGACAUCAACAAGUUGCCCGGUGACAAACUGGGCCGCGUCGUGCACAUAAUCCAAACGCGUGAGCCGUCACUGAAGAACUCCAACCCGGACGAGAUUGAGAUUGACUUUGAGACACUGAAGCCUUCCACGCUGAGGGAGCUGGAAAAGUAUGUCUCCAGCUGCCUCAAGAAGAAGAAAAAACCAUCAGUAGACCGGCCUCUGGAAAUGACAAAUGUGACGAAGGUGAAGACGGGAUCUUCAUCCUCAGGCAGCAGCGACUCCUCAGAUAAUGAAGACUCUGAGAACGGCGAGAAUGGGCUGGUUCCCAAACAGCAGAAGAAGAACGUGUCUAAUAAAGACCCCAAGAGACCACACCACCAGUCCCUCAUCACCGGCGCCGGCCUCGUCCCUCCUCAUCCUCAGAUUCAGCAUCAGCCGCAGAUUCAGAUUCAGAUUCAGCCUCAGCCUCAGCCUCUGCUUCAACCUCAAAUCGUCCAGUGUAAACCGACAUUUGUGCCGCCUCCCUCUGUCCCCGUCACUGUCCCCUCUCUGGACACCUCGCAGCUGCUAAACUCAGGAUUCGAUCCUCUGGCCCACUUCAUGAACCCACACCUGACACAGUCAAACACCGAGCCCAACCCAACCAUGACUACUGCUGGUGUCCCUGUCGCCGCUGUCCACCUCAACAUGAACCCGCCCAGCAGCCAGACACCUGCGGAGACACACCCUUUCCUCAACCAACAUCCCAUCAUACCCUCACCAGCGAUCCACAAUGCUCUUCCCCAGCAACCAUCAAGACCUAGCAACCGUGCAGCGCCGCUUCCUCCCAAACCCUUGCAGCCUCCCCCGUCCUCGCUCCCCUCCCUGCCUCCAUCCCCCUCCCCGCAGCUUCAGCCCUCGCUUCCCCUCACACUGCCCCAGCCUGUCCCCCGCCCCCGCGUCCCUUCACCUCCCUCCCACGGCAUCCUGGGCACCCUCUCGGCACAACCUCCCCAAGCCCUGCUUGAGGACGACGAGGAGCCGACGCCCGCCAGUUUGGACUCCCCGCCCCUCAGCCAGGUGCACACCUUCCUGCAGUCUCUCCAGCCUCGAACCAUCACACAGACCCUGCCGAUGCACACGCACUCGCCCGUGCCGCUAGUGCCGCCGCUGCACACACAGGCCAUGGCGACGUCCGCCCCCACCCUGGCGCAGAGACACAGCUCGGGCCACGCGCUCAUGCAGCAGCCGUUCCCACACACGUUGACGCCGCAUCAGCAGAAGGGUGUGGCCCUGCAGCAGAAGGUACAACAGAUGCAGCAACAGAUGCAGCAGCAGCAGCAGCAGCAGCAGCAACAACAACAACAACAACAACAGCAGCAGCAGCAGCAGCAGCAGCAGCAGCCGUCGCCACAGAGUAAAGCAGAGUCUUUCCCAACAGGUAUCCUGCGUGAGAGCCCCUCUCCUCUGAUGAUGCAUUCUCCUCAGAUGCCUCAGUUCCACCCUGUGGGACAGCACUCACCUCCACAGACCAAGAAACAUGAGCAGAGGUCCAACCUGGUGGCAGUCAAAGAGGAGAAACUUCCUCCGUCACCAGUUCUGCCCCCGUCGCCCUUCACUCCUGUCAUGCGUCAGGAUACACACAAACCAGACAACAAACACAGAUUAGACAUGAAGCCACUGGAUGGUUCUCGUCCUGGUCCUCGCAUUCUAGACUCGCCGGCGCCGCCCUGCUCCCAGCAAGACAACAAAAUCAAGCAAGAACACAAAACUCCCGUCGCUCCUAAGAAGACCCAGGACGUGAAGUUAAAGAACAUGGGUUCUUGGGCCAGCCUGGCUCAGAGGUCACAGUCCACGCCGGCGUCCGCCGUGCGCUCGUCCAGCGACAGCUUCGAGCAGUUCAGGCGUGCCGCGAGAGAGAAGGAGGAGAGGGAGAGACAGCUGAAAGCACAAGCUGAGCAGGCGAGGAGAGAGCAAGGAAAGAUUCGCCGUGACGACGAGGAUACGAUGGAACACGCUCGCAGAGCACAGGACGACGUCCGCCGCCGCCAGGAGCAGCAGCAGCAGCAGCCACCGCAGCCGCCGCCGCUCACUCCCACGCCUCCGGCCUCUACCCCGCCCACUCACUCUCCACAGGCUCCACCUCCACAGCCUCAAGCCCCGCCUCCGCCCCCUGCUUCAGCUGCACAGAACGCCCUCGAUCAGAGGGAGAUCGCGCGUCGCCGGGAGCAGGAGAGGCGCAGGAGAGAGGCGACCGACACCAUCGACAUCAACUUCCAGAGUGACCUGAUGGCCAUUUUUGAAGAGAACCUGUUCUGAAAGAAGAGGGGAAAGAGGAUGACGGGAGUGAGAGACAGACCCUAUAGACUUAUAUAAGAAAAUAUACAAAAUGCAUAUAGACCUCAAAGCUCUGAUAUUCAUGGUCGCUGCUCAUAUGAAUGCAAACACACAUACACUUCGUAGUAUCUGUCCUUUUUUUCUCAGAGUAGUUGAAACAGCUGGCUUGUGUCCUGUGAAGGAGGAAGUGUUGAGUGGGAAAAAAGAAAAAGAAAAACCCUUUUUCCUCCAGCCUUAGAUACGUUUUGGUGUCUGGUGUUUUACGGUCGGUCGCCGGUUCUGGGUCCUCGGGGACGACAGACGCCGGACUGAUCAGAUCAUUGAUCGGCUCCCUCAAGGAAAAAGGACGACGACGGAAAGAAAAGACGGCAACUUUAACUCUUUUACAUAAAAAUAAUAAUAAUAAUAACAAUGGUGAUGAGGUUUAGGUUUAUAAUUUAAGUGAAAGAGAGAAGAAACGAACAACAGAUUACUCUUUUUUUUUUGCCCUCUCUUCUAACCCCGUUUUAUUUUUUUUGUUUGAAUGUUAACGGCGAGGGGCGGAGUUUCGUCCGGUUCAGCGCUCACCUGUGAGUCGGUUAUUUUCUCAGGACACGGUGGAGAACUAAU
Messenger RNA from Solea senegalensis (Senegalese sole), 5036 nucleotides. Its product is annotated as bromodomain-containing protein 4-like. Lineage: Eukaryota; Metazoa; Chordata; Actinopteri; Pleuronectiformes; Soleidae. Gene Ontology annotation, cellular component: chromatin; nucleus. Gene Ontology annotation, biological process: positive regulation of transcription elongation by RNA polymerase II; chromatin remodeling. Bases 225 to 4409 code for a protein of 1394 amino acids. The transcript has 21 exons. The record is from RefSeq and is a predicted model, not a curated record.